AUGCUGGACCCUGAAGCGUUCAUCCGACUCCCCGCCCCGGCUCUUCGGCUCAUCUUCUCCCAUCUGGACCCAUGGGAUCUGCUGAACUUGGCGGAUGCGGCUGUCGAGUUGGAAGAAUUCAUCGCCUCGGCCCCCAAGCACUUCUACAACGUGAAAUUCCGCUCAUUUACCGUCACCCUGGAACGCGGUGGUCGAUUGCACGAGUAUAACAAGGGAUAUUUCUAUGAAAGGGUCGAUUCCCAUCGCCAUGGCAAAUAUCGAAGAUUCAAGGAUUCGAGGCGAAAGUCCAGAGAAACGUACAAGGAAACGCUGCGCCGUCAUUAUUCAUUGCUGCUGACGAAUUGUUACGUUGAUUUGUUUGUCUAUAAAGACCCGGCGGAGGAGACUCUUCGAUGCAGAAUUUUGGACGUACAGCAGCCAGUUCAUCUAAAUGACCUUCAAAAUUUGAUAGAGAAAUGCGACGCCUCGGCUCUUCGUCUCGAUACCAAAACUGGCCCGAUAGAGCAGAUGAUGGAAAAGCUGGGAAGAAAUGAACAAUGGAAGCCGUUGAAAAGGAUAAACUCGCUGCAACUGAAAGUACCGCUGGGCCACCUUGAACAAUACGCAAUGCUGAAGACCAAGCGCUUCUUCCUGACGGCCAUCGAAAAUUCGGAAAAUGCGACAGGACGAUGUGAUCCGCUCUUUCCACUUGCUGACCGGUUGAUUAAGGAAUGGGCAUCCGGUGAUCGAGAAAUCGAUUUCGUCUACCUUUCGAUACGGGUUCGCGGCGAUUACGAGCAUACGAUAGGCGACGAAUCACGGGCUCAAAUGGCGGAAUGGUUGAAGCCCUAUGAAGGACGACAGUGGAAUUCGUUGCGAUAUACCUGUGGCCUCAUCAAAAGAGAUAAUCAUUCCGGCCUCCUCAUCGCUGACCUGAGCUGCUCGAAGCCGGCGAUUCUGCUGAUUGGCUGUGAUUAUAACACCAGAAGCCGUCGCUUCCUUCAAUUCGAAAACACGGCACUGGAAAACGAGAUGCAGAUGCUCAACGACGGCUUCAAGACGUUGAAAGUGAUGAGCGUCGGUCGAGAAGGACUAAGAAGAGCCAAGGAUGGAGACGAUCAGCCAUGGGAAGACCUCAUAUUCACGAGGGACGGGGCCGCCAGAAGAUUGGCUCCUGGUGAGGUCGAGCCACCGAAGCUGCCCAGCCGGGAGUGGCGAGCGAGUUGGUGGCGCUUUCUCGACAACCUCACUGCCCUCGAAAAUCACUUUGACGGUGUCGACGCGCGGGAAAGGCGCAUUGAGCAGGUUUUCACGCCGAUUUCUGGGGAAUGGCACGGCGCGGUGUGCACGACGCUCUUCGACGACAACCAACACUUGUUGGACUGUUUUCCGAACCGCGCCUGCUACCCGCCUAUCCAUCGUCAUCACCCGCUCGCCCACUAUCUGAUGGCCACCCAAUUCGACCGCCACAAUCUACAACCCGCUAAAUUUUUCAAAUAUUGGGCUCGU
This is a messenger RNA of Mesorhabditis spiculigera, 1488 nucleotides long. The record is from the annotation of a GenBank genome assembly. Lineage: Eukaryota; Metazoa; Nematoda; Chromadorea; Rhabditida; Rhabditidae.